Molecule: messenger RNA, 1161 nt
Organism: Eublepharis macularius
Lineage: Eukaryota; Metazoa; Chordata; Lepidosauria; Squamata; Eublepharidae
Product: basic salivary proline-rich protein 2-like
Exons: 1
Coding region: 1-1161 (386 amino acids)
Source: RefSeq, a predicted model, not a curated record
AUGGGGCGGGGGGGGGGGUUAGAGCAGCCCACCAGCCGACCGCCCCUCCUCACACAACCCCCCCCAUUUGGUGCCAAUCCGCUCUCUCGCCUGAGCCCCACCCAGCCAGGCGUCUCGGGGAGCCCGAAGGGGCCGCCCGCCAUCCCGGAACCGCAGCCGUCGCCCCCCCUCCGGGACCACGACGCUCGGACGGGCCCCGCAGCAGCGGCCAGCAGCCCCACAAGCCUCCCCAGAAGGCGGCGCCUGCUGGAGCGGAGGGAGAAGCGCCAAGUUCUCCGCGCGGCGGAAGAGGCGAGGCAAGGGCGCCCCUCUCGCCUCCGACUCGCCGCCCGGCGCCUUUCCUCGCGCGAAGAGCUCCGGGGGCAGAAGGCGCUCCCGAGCAGCCCGGGAGGGGAGUCGCCCGAGCCCCGCUGCCGCGGCCCCUCCAGCUCGCCGCCCGGUCCAGGCGGCGGCCUCAGGCCGGCCGGAGGGGCCCGCGGGCACGGAGAGCCCCCCUGGCCCCGGGGCCGUCGGAAAAGCGCUUCUCCCGCCGCCCUCUUUGCACGGAACCCCAAGAGGGCAGGACGACCCUCUAAGAUCUGGCCGGGGCAGGGGGCGCAGCUGGGCCGGGGGCGGCAUUCGGGGGGCGGCGGGCUGCCCUGCGCCGGGACUCGGCUACUCGGAGGAGACGGAGGGGGCCCUCCGCACAUGCCCCAGGGCCCCCCGCCGAUUCGGCCGCCACGCGCGGCUCAGCCGCCCCCUCCUGCUGGGCUCCGAGGGGGCCGAAGGCCGUCUCCACGUGCUCAGAGGCACUCUCGUCUUCGCCUACUCCGGCUCGGCGCUGCCUCGCGGCCCGCCCGCCCUUCCGUCCCCGCCACUGAUCGCCAGGCUGGAGCGGCUCCCGCCGCGGCCGCGAAGAGCUCCGAGGCUUCCCAGCGGCGCCCCCCCCCCCUGGGCCGGGCAUCGCCCCGCUCCCCGCCCCCCCCCCCGGGCUCUUCGGGCUGCCGCGCCAAGGACCCGCCCGCCCGGGCACCCACCUGGCCCGCGGCUCCGGCCCGAAGCGGGCGUCGUCGUCACUCCCCGCCGCGCCCGGCGUCCAUCCGGGCCCUGCGAGCCGCGCUGCAGCUGCCGUCGGGUCGGGGGCCGAAGCGCUCGGGCUCAGGCCAGGCGGCGCGCCAUUGA